Molecule: messenger RNA, 2226 nt
Organism: Megalops cyprinoides (Indo-Pacific tarpon)
Lineage: Eukaryota; Metazoa; Chordata; Actinopteri; Elopiformes; Megalopidae
Product: butyrophilin subfamily 1 member A1-like
Exons: 12
Coding region: 88-1458 (456 amino acids)
Biological process (GO): negative regulation of T cell proliferation; cell surface receptor signaling pathway; immune response
Cellular component (GO): external side of plasma membrane
Molecular function (GO): protein binding
Source: RefSeq, a predicted model, not a curated record
UCUCUCCGAGACUUCCUUGCGCGAUGUCCUCCUGUAACUCCCUGAGAUAAAAGCGCGAUUUAAGGAAAGAAGUUUUAUUUGGAACGGAUGGUCUGUCAUCGUAACCAACGUAUCGCUAACACAGAAGUUAUCAAUAAUCUUUUUUCAAGAGCAAUGAACAUUUUAUUGUUUGCGUUGAUUGUCGCCUACGCGUCCUCGCAGUCGACUGACAUCAAACUGCAGACAAGCCAGAUGGUUCGCGGCACCCUGAAUGAAAAAGUCACUCUUCCAUGUAGGAUCAUAGAUGGACGGUCUGCUGCUCCACUGAAUAUAAUUUGGACAAAAGAUAGAGGCACGUUGGUGUACACCUAUCAGGCUGGGAAAGGGCAUGUGGGGGCUGGCUUUGAGGGGAGAGUGAAGCUGGAUGAAAGGCAGCUGGACUCUGGAGAUGUGAACUUGGUUUUCUCAAACUCCUCCCUCCAAGAUGAAGGGAGCUACAUUUGCCAGGUGGAGACCACUUCUGCCAGCAUGGAACUCAGGCUGGGCCGGGUGGGAUCCAGCCCCCAGCUGCUGGUGGACAGUUUUGAGUCCAGCUGUUUGCUCUCCAUCUCAUGCCUUUCCAAUGGUUGGUACCCAAAUCCGCUUGUCUCCUGGACCAGCAGUAGUGGGCAGGUGCUGACAGGGACUUCCUUGGACAUGAAGGAAAAGGGACAUUCGACCCUGGUGGACAUCAGAAACAGAGUGACACUGACCGCUCAGGAGGGGCUAAAGGUCACCUGCACUUUGCUCAAUCCUGUCCUCCAGACUCAGACCCAGGAAACGCUUACAAUCACAGGUGUCUUCCCACUGGAUGUAUCUCCAUGGCUCAUUGCUUUUUGGGUAGUUCUUCUGCUGGUUGUUAUGGCAGCUGGAAUUAUUGUCUACUUCUUCAAGUGCAAGAUGGAUUUCAUUAAAGAGAAAGAGAAAAAGGCAAGAGAAGCUGAGCGUGAACCUCUUAUGAAGCAAUCAGAAACAGACAACAAAGGAGAAUACGAAGAGCUGAAGAAAGAACUUUCUAAAGCAAGAGUUGUCAACAAUUCAGAAUGGAAGCGUAUUCUGAGUAAGAAAAAUGAUACAGUCUCAUUGACAGCAGGUAGAGAGGGACUGGAACUCUCAUCAGGAAACCACUAUUGGGAAGUGACCCUGAAGGAUAAAAAUGAGUGGAGGGUGGGAGUGAAAAAGAAGGGGGUCAUCCUUGGCAAGGAUGCUUCCAAUGAGACAGGGGUGUGGGCCCUCUCCUGCCAUUGGGAUACAGGGUACCGUGCCCUGCUCCGCCCACCUUUUCCUAUCACACCCAGCAGCCAGCCUGAGAAACUAGGCAUCCUACUGGACUACACUGAGGGACAGCUCACUCUCUAUGACCUGAGCGGGAGGCCUGUGCACAGACUCUACACUUUUGAUGCUAUGUUUGACUCUCCAGUUGUACCCUUCUAUGAUUAGAAGUAGACACAAAGGAUGAGGGUUGGGGGAAAGAUGGGGGGCAUUAAAUCUACCCAUGCAGCAGCAUGUUCAGUGUUAAAUGAACUCUUAGAGUACAUUUAAGACUUGUCAUUCUUUGUCCUUAUGUUUGAGUAAAGAAUAUAAACAAGUACAUAUUUAUAAAAUAUAUUUUUAAUUUUCACUCAAAUCAUUUUUAGAUCACUCACUUGGAAUACUUGAUUGAGUUCAAAUUUGCAUACAUUCAUAUUUCUAAUUUAUAUCUUUCUCUAAGGAGCAUGUAAAGUAUUUUGAACAAAAAAAAAAAUCUGCUGCUGACCGCUUAUUUUUAGCUAAGUGCCUGGAGACUAGAUAUAGCAAAAAGACCACGAAAAAGGAGGGCUUUUUCCAUGGUUUGACAAUGCCUUCUUUAGUCUUAUAAUAGAGAUUAAAGAAACUCACCAAAGAAAUGGUCUAAACGACCAUCAUGAGCAUCUAAAAGUAUGAAGGAAAAUGAAUGCAAACUGGGAAAACACCUAGUUUACAGGGCUGCAGUUGUCAUGGAAUAUCUCAAAAAUUAAAGCAAGUCAAGUUAUUAUGCUAUUUGAAUUUAAAGACAUUUACUGUGCAACAUUAUGGUCAACUGCACAGUGCUAGCACUGCAUUGUAACGAUAUGAAAGAAACAGGUUUUUAUUUAUGUGUGUAUGUGCAUAUUUUUCUUCUCUUACUUUCACUCUCCCUGAAUGUAAAUAGUUAAGCAGUAGAUUAAAUUAUAAGAAUACGGAGUUAGG